This is a messenger RNA of Aspergillus versicolor CBS 583.65, 2115 nucleotides long. Its product is annotated as allantoate permease family MFS transporter. Gene Ontology annotation, molecular function: allantoate transmembrane transporter activity; dipeptide transmembrane transporter activity. NCBI's taxonomy places the organism in Eukaryota, Fungi, Ascomycota, Eurotiomycetes, Eurotiales, Aspergillaceae. Gene Ontology annotation, biological process: transmembrane transport; dipeptide transport; tripeptide transport. Gene Ontology annotation, cellular component: plasma membrane. The record is from RefSeq and is a predicted model, not a curated record. The coding region runs from base 136 to 1677 and encodes 513 amino acids. The transcript has 7 exons.
CUCUUACACAAAGACAAGGAGACCCUCUUCUGGGACACUUUGCAUUGAACAACUGUUACUUUCAACUUCCAUAGUUAUUGAGGGGAUACCCUGCUCCUUCCGACCAGAAUAAGCCGACAUUCUUGUGAAGACAAAAUGGCAAACAUCGCGAAUACCGAACCUGGCCCCCCAGCAAAUAUACACCAACCGGAGCACGGAGAACAAAAGACAGAAAAAUAUAGACAUGAUGCGGACGAGGCCAUGAAGGCCUUUGAGGUCCUCCAAGGAGAAACGAUCGAGCUCGAUGAAGCGACAAACCGUCGGCUACUACGCACUGUUGACUGGCAUAUCAUGCCCAUCAUGUGCUUUGUCUAUGGCAUGAACUACCUCGACAAGACGGCCUUGUCUUAUGCGAGUGUUAUGGGCCUUGAAGAGGACUUGAGUCUCCACGGAAACCAGUAUCAAUGGCUAGGGAGCUUGUUCUAUAUUGGCUAUCUCGCAUGGGAGUAUCCAACAAAUCGCCUGCUGCAGUGGCUACCAUUAGGCAAAUACUCGGCAGCGUGUAUCAUGAUCUGGGGCAUGGUUCUCGCCUGCUUCGCGGCUGUGGUCAACUACCCUGGCGCAGUUGCCAUUCGUCUUUUCCUGGGGAUAUUCGAGGCGGCUGUUACACCAGGCUUUACGCUCUUGACAUCUCAGUGGUACACAAAAUAUGAGCAAUACAGCCGCGUGAACAUCUGGUUCAGUUUCAACGGAGUCGGCCAGAUCGUCGGAGGCCUAGUUGCGUAUGGCAUCGCAGUAGGCAGCGAGAAGAACGGAUCGGCCAUCGCACCAUGGAAGGUCCUGUUUCUGGUCACCGGAGUAUUAACAAUUAUCCUAGGCCUCGUGUUCUUGUUUAUAGUGCCAGAUAGCCAGUUAAACGCCUGGUGGCUGAAAAAGGAGGACCGGGCCCUGGCUGUUGCUCGCGUGCGCGUUAAUCAACAGGGCAUCGGUAACAAGCACUUCAAGCUAUAUCAGGUCAAGGAGGCACUUCUGGAUCCAAUGACUUGGGCUUUCUUCCUCUUUGCGCUUAUAUCGGAUAUCCCUAAUGGCGGCCUGACCAAUUUCUUUAGCCAGCUUAUCCGGAACUUUGGCUUUACUUCCCAGCAAAGCCUGCUCUACGGUGUCCCCGGCGGCGCAGUAGAGGUUAUUGCGCUCCUGGGAAGCGGCUACGUCGGACACAUCACCCGCGAGUGUCUCAUGAGCAGUCUCGGCGGCGAAGUUACAGCGAUUGUGGGGAUGGUGCUCAUUGUUGCGCUGCCCUUGUCAGACAAUAUCGGCCGACUGAUCGGGUACUACAUGACGCAGGCGAGCGCCACGGGGUUUGUGGCGCUACUGUCCCUGAUUUCGUCGAAUGUGGCCGGGUACACGAAGAAGACGACCGUUGCAGCGCUUUACUUGAUUGGAUAUUGCACUGGAAAUAUUAUCGGCCCCCAGAUAUUCCUCCCCGAAGAUGCGCCGCGCUAUGUCCCUGCCGAGAUCACGAUUAUCGUUUGCUGGGGCAUAUGUUGUUUUCUUCUUGUGGCUAUUCGGUUCUGGUACCGCAGGGAGAAUGAGCGCAAGGCGGUUCUGCGUGCGGAUCCUGGCUAUGUGAGGCUGGAGAAUCAAGAGUGGCUUGACCUGACAGACCGGGAGAACCUCGAUUUUGUUUACUCGCUGUGAGGGGCUGCGUUUGUACUCUCAAGUUGGUAGGAUACUGAGCCAAGGACAUCAUAUUAUUAUACAUAUCGACAGAUUUAUUGACGCUUUCCUAUGACAACCUUGAGACUAAACUUUCCUGCAUGCCUCCUGCCUUUCAUUUAGCUGUCAUCACCUUGUCACAUAUAUAUACGGUACCAUGCUAGAUAUUAUACUGCUGCUGCCUUCUCAUUUGAGAACUGCCUUGGUUGUACUUUGCGUUUAUGAACUGGGUCUCGGGUCCUGAAUAGGAGGUAGCAACUGUAUUUAUAGACAGCACAUCGCACUUGCCUUCCUAUGUUCUCGCCCGCUUUCCUGUUUAGACCUGACCUUCAAUACCUGAUGGGAAGGUACGAUGGAGAGCGAACAGUAUUCUCGGAUUUGGAAGGAACUAUAACUAAUGAUCCGGAAUAAAAUUUCGAU